Messenger RNA from Copidosoma floridanum, 3951 nucleotides. It is a transcript of the gene Ncc69, whose product is annotated as sodium chloride cotransporter 69. Gene Ontology annotation, molecular function: sodium:potassium:chloride symporter activity. The record is from RefSeq and is a predicted model, not a curated record. Gene Ontology annotation, cellular component: membrane. Lineage: Eukaryota; Metazoa; Arthropoda; Insecta; Hymenoptera; Encyrtidae. Gene Ontology annotation, biological process: chloride transmembrane transport; sodium ion homeostasis; cell volume homeostasis.
ACGCGCCUCACACAUUCGUUUCAUAGUUUGGUCGACUGUCACGGAGUUCGGAGCCGCUCAAGCCACUCAAAGAUAAAUUGUUGUUACAAUCUUUAUUCUCCACAUUUUUUUGUUUGUUUUUGGUGCCCCCAACUAUUCAUACAUAGAAUAGAAAUUGUAAAAAUAAGGCCAUCAGGAUGAUCGUGCAGCCGCUGCGCCGAACGAGGUCCAUCGAUGACGAUCAUACGCCAACGGGGCAUCGGUGGCAGAGGCCGUAAGACAGCGAAUGGCCUGCACGAGAGCCGGUUACGAUACCGGGACCGUCAGCCACACCACAGAGUUCAACGCACGCGUCGGGCUGUACAGUUUUUGGUGAGUUUCGUCGAACAGGAUCCCUAUAGGAAUACCUAACACAAGCAAUAUCGUACAGGUGCCAUUGAAAACAAAAAAAGCAGCGAGAUGCCGGGUAGCGGUGGAGCGGCGAUGAAGCAAAAAAGGUCCACCAGCAACGGUAGAAUCAAAAAGAAGAGGACCGGCGAGGCCAAGGAAGAGGAGGAAGAGGAGGAGGAGCAGGUGGAGUUGAGGUCGUUGCGGCGGACGAGGUUUCACGUAAACAGGGUGGACAGCAUGGAGGGCCGGGUGAGCCUGUUGGGCGAACAGGAGGCCAGAAAGUCCCUCUCGAUGAGGAACUUGACCAGGGAGGUGCUCCCGAGGCUCGACAACUACCGGAACAUCCUCAGCGUCCAAGCGGCCCACCGGCCGUCCCUCGACGAGCUUCACAAUUACUCCUCCCUCGACAAGAACACGGCAUACCACGUGGGCGGAGCGAGCAGUUCCUCAGGCCCGCAGGCGAAGCAAACGGCCACUGGUGUGAAAUUCGGAUGGAUCCAGGGGGUUUUGAUAAGAUGUCUCUUGAACAUAUGGGGAGUCAUGCUGUUUCUGCGGCUCUCCUGGGUCGUCGCUCAAACCGGCGUUGGAGAAGCCAUACUGCUGAUCUCCACGACGACGGUCGUCACGACCAUAACGUCGCUCUCCAUGUCGGCGAUAAGCACGAAUGGCCUGAUCAAAGGGGGUGGCACGUACUACAUGAUAUCGAGGUCCCUGGGCCCGGAGUUCGGCGGCUCGAUCGGCUUGAUAUUUUCCCUGGCCAACGCCGUGGCCUGCGCCAUGUACAUCGUCGGUUUCUGCGAGAGCCUGGUCGAUCUGCUCAAAACCCACGACGCCUGCAUCUUCGGCUGCGACAGUAGCGAUAUACGGGUAAUCGGAGUCGUAACCAUCGUGGUCCUACUUCUCAUCGUGAUGGUGGGCAUGGAGUGGGAGGCCAAGGCUCAACUGGUCCUCCUGGUCAUCCUGCUUUUGGCGCUAGCCGACUUUUUCAUCGGAACAAUUUUAGGACCGAAAAAUGACACCGAGAAGGCCAAGGGCUUCGUGGGUUACAGCUUCGAUCUGCUCAAGGAGAAUUUCCCGCCCGACUACAGGCGAACCGAGGGGACCAUGCACAACUUUUUCUCCGUUUUUGCCAUUUUUUUCCCCGCCGCGACCGGUAUACUGGCCGGCGCUAACAUAUCCGGAGACCUGAAGGAUCCCCAGUCAGCUAUACCCAAGGGCACACUCCUGGCCAUCCUCAUAACGACGUGUUCCUACCUCCUGAUGGCCGUGAUGGUGGGGGCGACGGUGAUGCGUGACGCGAGCGGCGACGUGUCCGACCUGUACGACGCUUUCAACGCAUCCUCGGCUAAAAUGCCAUCCCCCAACGGCACGGCACUGGACGAUCAAGCCGCGAGGAGUUGGAGCAUCUACGGUACCGAUUUCAACUGUACCUCCACCAGAUCAUGCGCCUACGGCACCCAGAACAGCUUUCAGGUGAUUGAGCUGGUGGCAGCGUUCGGGCCGUUCAUCAACGCGGGCUGCUUCGCCGCGACCUUGUCUAGCGCCCUGGCGUCCCUGGUCUCGGCGCCAAAGGUUUUCCAGGCCCUGUGCAUGGACAAACUCUACCCUGGAGUCAGCUGGUUCAGCGGCGAGGAGGGCAAGGAGCCAGUCAGGGGCUACCUCCUCGCCUUCGUCAUCGCCGUUGGUUUUAUUCUCAUAGGUGAAUUGAACGCCAUCGCGCCCCUCAUCUCCAACUUCUUCCUGGCCGCCUACACCCUCGUCAAUUUCAGUACUUUCCACGCGUCGUUCACCAAACCCAUUGGCUGGCGACCGACCUUCAAGUAUUACAACAUGUGGCUGAGCCUAUUGGGGGCGAUAUUGUGCGUAGCCGUGAUGUUCCUGAUUUCGUGGUGGACCGCGUUGAUAACGCUAUCGGCCGUCCUUGCCCUGUACUUGGUGGUCUCCUACAGAAAACCCGAUGUCAAUUGGGGGUCGAGCACGCAAGCACAGACGUACAACAACGCCCUGACGUCGGUCCAGCACUUGGACCGGGUCGAAGAGCACGUGAAGAAUUACAGGCCCCAGAUACUGGUGCUGACGGGCAAGCCGUACUCGAGAUCGUCGUUGCUCGACUUUGCCCACCAGAUCACGAAAAACCAGAGCCUCCUCGUGUGCGGCCACAUCCUCGAGAGUCCCAUAUCGCACAAGACCAAGUCGGUGAUGUUGAUGAAAACGAGCGCGUGGCUGAGGAGUAACAAAAUCAAGGCUUUCUACUCGGUCAUCGACGGCGCGACCUUCCAAGAGGGUGCCACCUCGCUCAUGCAAGCGUGCGGCCUCGGGAAAAUGCGCCCCAACAUCCUGCUCAUGGGAUACAAACAGGACUGGCUCACGUGUCCUAGGAACGAGUUGGUCAUGUACUUCAACGUCAUGCAUAAAUCCCUGGACAUGCACAUCGCGGUCGCUCUGCUGAGAACGAGUCCGAAUUUCGAGGAUGACAACGCCGAGGAGGAGCUCGGGGAGUCGCACAAGAAGGACUCGUCGGCUAGGCUCGCGACCAAUCCCAGCUUUUCUCAGCUCAGCCAGGCCAGCAGUGUCUCGGACGUGUCGAUACCGGGCAGUCCCACCCCCAGGAGGGGCGAGAAAGCCAUCGAGGAGAGCCCGAGCGGUAACGCGUCGUCGGGCAAGACAGAGGAGCGAAACGGCCAGCAAAAGUACGGGGCCGGAGUGCCGGCGAGUCACGCCAUCAUCAGCGAGCUAAGCCAAUUCCAGAGGAAGCAGAAAAAAGGCACCAUAGACGUGUGGUGGCUGUACGACGACGGUGGCCUCACCCUACUGCUGCCCUACAUAAUAAGCACGCGCAGGAACUGGUCGAGCUGCAAACUCCGGGUCUUCGCCUUGGCCAACAGGUACUCCGAGCUAGAGUACGAGCAGAGAAACAUGGCGAGUCUGCUCUCAAAAUUCCGGAUAGAUUACUCGGCGCUCAAGGUCAUAUCGGGCAUAUCCAAGCCGGCGCUGAGGCACACGGCCGAUUUCUUCGAGUCCCUCGUUGCCGAUUUCAUGCAAGACAACGACGCCAAUUGCGCGGCUGCGUACGACGAGGGUAGCGUGAUCAAAGAGUCCGAGAGAUUGGCCAUGAAGGAGAAGACCAACCGGCACCUGCGUUUGCGCGAGCUGUUGCAGGAGCACUCGCUGGGAGCCAAUCUCAUUGUCAUGACACUGCCUAUGCCGCGAAAGGGUGCCGUUUCGGCGCCCCUGUACAUGGCGUGGCUAGAGGCGCUCACGAGGGACAUGCCCACAUUCCUGCUGGUUCGGGGAAACCACUCGUCCGUUUUGACCUUUUACUCGUGACAGUCGUCGUCUCUCACCGCGGCUAUUUACAUCGUGGAUUGGAGAAGGAAGGAAAAUUCAUCAACGUCACGUUUUAUACGACAAUCAAGUUGUUUCUGAUUUUAAAUUAAUUUUAGUGUGAAAGUAACGUCAAAGUAUAUCAUGUUAUUGCGUGAAAAAUUAUGCGCCUCUUGCUUUGGUUGCACGCGUAAAUAAAUUAUUGUGUGCACGCCGAUGGUUGAAAAAAAAAAAAAACAAAAAAAAAUCAUCGAUCCA